This is a messenger RNA of Parnassius apollo (apollo), 3828 nucleotides long. The record is from the annotation of a GenBank genome assembly. NCBI's taxonomy places the organism in Eukaryota, Metazoa, Arthropoda, Insecta, Lepidoptera, Papilionidae.
AUGGACGCGAAGUUGGUGCUGUUCUUAAUCGCUUUGUUUUUAUUUGUGCAGCGUCAUGCAGAAGCUGAAUUCUCGUAUAAUAGAAAUAUGCCAAAGAAACCGGAAGAAUUAGAAGCUUUAGGUCUUAAAUGCAUUCCCGGUCAUACGUUCAUAAAAAUUGGGGCAAGUGUGGAAGAAAAAGUGAAAAAUGACGAUUCAGAAGAAGAAGAUGACGAUGUUGUAUCCGAAGCAAGGAGGACACACAUGAAUACGCAAACUAAAGAUGAAACUUGUAAAAUUUGCGUUUGCUCUGUUGAGGGAAAAGACGAAUACUGCAGCAGAAGACCGGCGAGAAAUGUGAACGAAUGUAUUAGAAUGAGCAUGUUGGUUGAAGGUUUUCAUAAGAAUGUUCCGUAUGAACUUGAACGGUCACUAUCCUACAGAAUAAGAAGAGAUUACAUCUGGCACAAAGAUGAAAUUCCUUACUCUCCAAGCGCACUUUGCUAUCGAGGAACUUCCUACUACACGAAUAACAUUAAAGCGGAUGCGACUCCAAUAGAGGAGCAAAUGAAAGUCGAUUCACCAUUGGAUUAUGCCACAAAGGGUGUUUGUUAUUACUGCGUGUGUUCUAUGUCCGGUGCGGCGGUUGGGUGCAUAAGUAGAAAUACGUGGUUCUGCGACUAUUACCGAAUCAUCAAAAAACCUGAUAGCGCCAGAGAUCGUUACAGAAACUUGUUCAAACAAGAUAGACCCGCAUAUUUUAGACAGUUGUCGUAUCGAAUUAGAAGAACGAUGGACGAAGGCCUCAUUGAGUUACUUGACAACGUGGGAGAUGAACUAGAAAGAUCAGAGUGCGUGCCAUUCUUGUCAGAAUAUACGGACUGUUCGGAAGCAAACAUAUGCACUGGGUGCAAACAGUGCUCAUGUACUGCUGAGGGUAGAUGGACAUGUCGCACUGUGCACGACUGUCCCAGGUACGAUAACGAGGAUUUGUUCGACGAGGAUAUUAUCAGCAACGCGCACGAAGUGAUCUUAAAUGAGCUUAAGGAAAAGGAAAAUAAUAGAGCCAUUCCGGCUAAGCCUGAAGGAGGUCGUCUAUUGGACGUAGAAAAGAAUUUUGAAGUAGAAGAAGAACUGAGGCAACUGAUGUCAAGAGCAAAACGGUCGCUGUCAGAAAAAUCUCAUAAUAGUGACAGUAAAAAUAAUACAAUCAAGUUUUAUCAUACCAUAGACGAAUUAAACGAAGAUACCUUGAAAAACACGAAUGUAUCUGGAACUAUAGAGGCAAAUAAAAUAGUUGGUGCUAAAAUACCACAAAUUUCAAGAAGGACUAGUAUUGUGAACAAUAAAAAUAUUUCUGACCUAAAUGAUUUACAUAUUGAAUUCAAUCAACCAAAAGACUAUGAUCGACAUAUUGUUGACAAUAAGAUUGAUUCUGUAACGCACACUGAAAAUAAAUUGGAUUUAUUAAAUCAAGAGAAAACACGCAACGUAUUAGGUAACUACACACAAAUUUCCAAGGACAAAGACCUCUCAAAGAUAGUUGUUAAUGAACUUAAGAAAGGUUCUGAAACAAUUGGAGAUAAGCUGGUUGCACCUGUAUCUAAUAUAACUUUUACACCGGAAAACGACACUUUGACAGCAAUGGCUUUUAUUGCUGGAAAUUUAUUAAAUAAAUUAUGGAAAAUGGAAAAGGAUUCAAAUGUUGAAUCUAUUGAAACAGAAAUACUAAAACAUGAAAAAAUUGCGGAUUUGUUGGAUUUGUUCAAAGAACCGCUCACAAUGAGACAAGAAGUAUUUAUAAAAAAUGCCUUAGAACGACUUUCUGAAGCUUUAAAUAAAGACAGUAAAGUUAAAAACAUUUCUUUAUGCGAAGCAUUAGGUUCUUCGGAAAUACUUUUAAAUAAUGAUAAUAUUAGCAACAUAGAUAAAGAAGCAACAAAACCUACAAGUAGGAAAUGUAAAGUAAAUAAACAGCCUGAAAAAUAUAAAAAUGCCAAUGCCAAUAAGAAACAGGAGAACACUACUAUUGAAGCUAUAUCGAAAAUAAAUAACGUACUAAGAUUAAUAAAUAAAUAUGAAAAUAUUCAAAAACAUUUACACGACCUUAGAAACAAUUUACAGGAAACUACGGAACAUGAAGAAUAUAAUAAAACAAAAGUCGAUUUAACUUUGACUAAUGAUGAGAGCAAAUCAUUGAAUGUUUUUGGAAACCUAUUAGAAAAAAUUACGACACUACUUCUACCUAAAAAGAGCAAAACUAGUAAAAACCUAAGUACAAAAAUUAGACAUAUGAGUCUAUUUGGAGACUCGCAAGAGAUUAAAAAAGAAUUAAAACAAAUAACUCAUAUCGAUACAGAUAAUUUAACAUUAACAUGGAAAGAUAAAUUGAUUAUAGAUUAUCUAAAUAUUUUUAAGCAGAAUUCCGGUUGUUUUUUUAAGGACUCGUUGAAGAAUGAAAUAUUAAAUAAAAUCCCAAAAAUAGGAGGUGAUAUAGUUGAUCGCAUUAGUAAUUUUUCUAAAAUAAGGUCAUGGGAUGAACUAGUCGAUCUUAUAGUGACAAAAAACGACAGUGAUUUUAAUUCUUUCACUACAACUGAAAAAACUGUAAAUCCAACUACAACGGCAAAAAAUGAGUUAAGAAAUAAUACCAAUGAAGAAGAUCCAGCAUUAAAAACAGUCAAAAACAAGUUCAAAAAACAUUUAAGUGCAAUUAUAGAGGAUCUAUUGGAAUUACAAAAUCAGAAUGGUUUGCCAUCAGUGGCUAAUAAUACAAGUAUUGCAAAUAUUUUGCCAUGUAUUUUUAAAGUUUUGAGUUCAGAUAAUGAGAAAUUGAGUGGAAUACCGAAAGCUACUAAUCGAUCUCACCUUGAUAAAGUAACGGCUAUGUUUGAAUCACUAAAAAAUAAUUUAAAAUAUAGUUCACCGUCACGAAGAAUUGAUUUACACAAUGCAGAUAUGUCACAGUCAUCUAAAAUAUGGGAGCGAGUCAUUAAGGGUUUAAAUAGAAUUAGAAAAGAAACUACGCGUCGAAGUUACAACGAGAAAAUUCCCAAAUCCUAUAAGGAACUUAAGGAAAUAAUUGAUCGCGUUGAUUUAUCUGCAAGUUUCUAUAAGCAACACGUUAAAUUAGCAAAUCUACCUCCAGCUAAUCAUUUAAUAUUAUUAAAAACACUUCAAGCUAGCGCCAAACAGAUCGAAAAUACCUUGAAAUACAUAGAAACAUCCAUGGAUACAGUAAUGAAUCUACCACUAGAAGAACGCUAUGAAAUACAAAAAUUUGUAGACAAUGCUGCUCGAAGUAUACGUUUAAUUGAUCAAAUUUUAGAUAGAUUGAAAAUGUCUCAAAAUAAAAUAGAGAUUUUGAGUAGGAUUAAACCGAAAAUAAAGCAGUUAAACAAGCAGUCAUUGAAGACGUCAGAAGAUGACGUAUAUAAUGAUCCAAACAUAAAUUUUAAGCUUACUAGAGAUCAAAUAUUGCUUCAACUUAUUAAAAAUCGAGUUCAGUUAUAUUUGCGAAUAAAAGAAGCGAAAGGAGUUGAUUUAAGGAAUGAUAUUAACUACAACGUAGCUAAAAAAAUAAUCACUCAUUUAGAAAGUGGAAAUUCCAAUUUAGCAAAAGAAUUAUUUAGAGUAUUUAUAACGAAAAUGGAGAUACGUAAUAAGAGCAACAGUUCGAUUAAUUAUACUGAAGCUCCACCUGUCCAGAAUGUCGAGUCUUAUAAGGAUCUGACAGAAUUAUCCUUUAAUGCAAGGCCACAUAAUGUGUAUGAGUCAAGAGCAGAUGUGAAAUUUCAAGCGCAAGAUAACUUCUUGAAACAACUACUGAAAUUAAAGGCUAUUUCAUGA